CCACCGGGACUCUGGGGAAAGGAGCAGGUUUCUGGAGGGCUCAAGCAUGUGCAGCCCUUGGGUUGUGUUAGCCUUUUGCUGCUUAGGACAGCUGUAUGCAGAUCAAGGCCUGAAGCCUCAGAUUGCAGCCCCUCAGCUUGCUACAAACAAUCCCACUCUUACUACAGUUGCUCUAGAAAAACCUUUCUGCAUGUUUGACAGCUCACUGCAUCCAAAUAAAUCUUACGUCGUCUACUUGUACGUAAUGAAGGAAUCAGCGAAUGCAAUAAGCUCCCUGGUGACUGACAACAAUGGCAAACCACUCAACAGCACGUUCCAACAGACAAGCGGGGGACAGACUGGACCUUACAAAGCUGCCUUGUUCAAUGUGCCCAACUGUGCAUCACCUCCCAAGCUUGCUGAUGUAGGAGAUGUCAACAGAGCUUCUGAUGUCCUGAAACAAUACCUCUUCAGAGUUGGGGAUGAUGGGACUUGUUUGUAUGACCCCAACUUCCUAGCUGUCUGUAACCCACCUCUUUCACCAGACACAACAUACAGGUUUAAAUAUGUUUUGGUAGACAGCACUGAAGGCAUCAUGAAAGAACAAACACUCUGGUCUGAUCCAAUUAAAACCAGAAGAGUUAAACUUCCCUUGAAAAUCGAUACUUGGCCUGGUCAAAGGAGCGGAGGCAUGAUUGUCAUUACAUCAGUCCUCAGUGUCCUUGUGUUCCUUCUGCUUGCUGGCUUUCUUGCUUCUGUGUCCUCUGUUGUCAUGAGACCAGAAGAUUCUUCUGCAGUGACAAAGCACACAUCUCAGACUAUCCAACAAAGUGAACUGACACCACAGCUAAUCUCUGAGUGAAUAAUUUGAUUCAAGUCAAGGGUGGAAAUGCAACUGAAUUGCUACAUGUGCAUGACCUACAGGACUGUCUCUUCUACUCAACGCUAGUCCAAAAUAAGCUACUGUAUACAAGCAGGCAACUGAAGAGGAAUGGCACAAAUGAAAUAAGGACAACUUUUUUGAAGUUUUGCAGUACAUGAUAUCCUGUCUUGUCCUAAUGAGACCUGAUUUAGUUAAUUGCCUUUGUAUAGCAAAAAUCAAAUGCAUGGGCUGAAGAAAGAAUCUUCAUGAGAUACUUCAGUUUCAGUGAGGUGAUCAGAAGUUGUGUAGUUUUGUCGAGGGUUUAGAUUGUGGGGUGACAAUAAAACCCUGGCAGAUGUAUUGUUAACCUCCUCUCCCCCCCCACUUCCCCCUUUUGCCCCUCCCUCUCCCCCCUUCCCACUAAGGACAGGUGAUCGGGAGGGAAAGAAGGACAGAGAGAAGAGAGUAGGAAAAAUUAAAGAUGUUUUACUAAUGCUACUAAUAAGAAUAGAGAAAAUAAUACAAAAUAUACAAAACCAAUCUUGAAAGUCUCAGCAACUGCAGAGCCGGCAAACAAAGUCCUGGAUUGGACUCUGCAGCCAACCGGAGCUGGAUUCAGUCUGUCACUAGGCCUCAGUUUGCAUGGACGACUAGCAAGGUCCUCUCCUAAUGUCAGCCAUGAGGGAAAAGGGACAAGGGACGAGAUCCUCGUGAUCUCCCACUUUUAUAUGAAGUAUUCACGUGAAUGGAAUGUUAUACACAGUUGGUCAGUUUCUUGGUCACCAGUUUCUCAUUGCCCCUCUCGCGAGAUGUGAAUCUGUCCUUAUCAAUAAGUUUGCAUUCCAUUGCUAUGUUUACCAAAACAUGUGUCUGGUUCUUCAGGAAAAAUGCAGCUAAUAUGAAGGCUUUAGCUGGCAGGCAAAAUUCACUAAAAGAGAAAACCAGGACAAAACCAGGACAAGUCUAUACAUCUCAUCUGGAGCAAGCAUUACUGCAGACCUCUGAUCUGCUUCUCAUGAUCAGAUGAACAUGAUAUAGCCAUUUGUGUCUCAACCUUUCUCUAUAGUAACUGAUGAAGAACUAAAGAAAACCAGGCUGCUUUAGAAAAGUAUGUUCUUUGAGAAAACUAGGGAUUAAAACGUAGACAACUGUUUCAUAGCAAGUAAAGGGGAGACACUACUUGAGUGAGAAACGAGUAUAUCCACUGUUGCCAGGCUUAGCCUUAUUUCUGACCUUUACCCUAGGCAGCAGCAAGCCAGCACUCUUCACUUUUUAGUAUCUAGGUUGAUGAAGUUUCCUAGCUAAUUCUCUUCCUUCAUUUCAUGACCUUGGUGAUUAGACAUAAAUCUUUGCCCCAGGUUUGAGUGAUGUACUGCUUUUUUCCAUUGAUGCCAACUUCCAUAUAUUUCAUGUCUACAAGAGACUUGAUGAAAAUCCAAGUUCGAAGCCCUACUGCAUAUCUCUUGAGUGUGUAGAAGUAACCGCCCUAUUGUAGUGAGCACUUACUUGUGAUAAGCACAAAAAUGGCACUGGUUGUUAUUGGUGUUUUCCUAGUUUAUCUUUAAAUUUGUUAAAUGGUCUUGCACAAAUAAAUGAGGAUUCUGUUUUGACACAGGUAGUUCACUAUCACUGUUGUGACUGGAUCAUCUUUCACUGAUAAUUAUUUCAGGGAGUGGGACUUUGUCUCUUCAGAUUAUGAAAAUUAAAAGUUUUGAGUAAAGUCAAACAUUGUCAGGAUGGGUGUUAAGAUUAUACUUCAGGACUUGGGCCCAAGCAAUUUGUACAUCUGUAGAUGAGCUCCCGAUAUUUGGGUAUUCUAACUACAACAUGUAAAAGCUUGCCUGCUCCUUCUUGGUUUCAGCUACGCAAACACACUGUCAGGGAUAAGAGAGAAAACACAUUAAAGAAGAGAUGGAUGCUGUGCUUUCUGUUGAGAAAUGAAUGCUGAAGUACCUGGAUAUUUUUCUGGUGUUGGUUGGUUUGGGUUUGUUGUUUUUGUUUAUUUGUUUUAGUUGUGGGUUUGUUUUGUUUAGUUGGUUUUUUUUGUUUGUUUGGGGGGUUUUGCUAUUGGUGCCUUCCCUGUGAUUUUCUGCACAUGGGCUACUCCAAACACCAUUCUGAGUUUUCUCAUUUACGCAUUGGUUACUAACUUGAAAGCAAUGCGUAUCUGAAGAAAAAAGGAGUACAAAUUGUACGUGUGCAAUGCUGAACAUUGGAGUACAUGGGAGAUCAUUGGAGUGUUUGCCCCCAUUAUAAAGCCAAACUAUAAGAGUACUUCAUUGCUACAGCUAUAACUUCUUGCUUUGAACCUAGUGGAAAAACAAGCUAUGAAACAGGAGGAUCAGUAAAAUAAGUAAAGCCAAAAAAGUAUCCUUUCAACUGCAGACAGUCAAUACAUUAUAUUGGAUGCUGUAUUAGUUAGUUCUAUUACUGGAAUAAAUUCUCCUUCAUUUUGUUUAAAUGAAUUGCUUGAGCCUGUAUGUCAGUAUGUACAGCUAUCAUUUAAAAUACAGCACUAGAAUAAUCCAA
This is a messenger RNA of Columba livia (rock pigeon), 3370 nucleotides long. It is a transcript of the gene UPK3A, whose product is annotated as uroplakin 3A. The transcript is spliced from 7 exons. Gene Ontology annotation, cellular component: plasma membrane. Bases 47 to 841 code for a protein of 264 amino acids. Gene Ontology annotation, biological process: urea transport; water transport. The record is from RefSeq and is a predicted model, not a curated record. Lineage: Eukaryota; Metazoa; Chordata; Aves; Columbiformes; Columbidae.